Molecule: messenger RNA, 1354 nt
Organism: Oncorhynchus keta (chum salmon)
Lineage: Eukaryota; Metazoa; Chordata; Actinopteri; Salmoniformes; Salmonidae
Gene: pomca
Product: proopiomelanocortin a
Exons: 3
Coding region: 177-875 (232 amino acids)
Biological process (GO): neuropeptide signaling pathway
Cellular component (GO): extracellular region
Molecular function (GO): neuropeptide hormone activity
Source: RefSeq, a predicted model, not a curated record
GAACCUCCGUCACUCAGGUUCAGGUAUAAAAGAGAGGGCCAGAGACAGAGACACACACACACUCUCUCAGACACACACACACAGACGGGCAACAGUGCUGAAGUGGAAGAGAAAAGUGAUCGACUGGUCGGAGGAGAGAGAGACAGAGAAGAGAAUACUUUUGAAACAGCGUGACGAUGCUGUGUCCUGCGUGGUUAUUGGCUGUGGCUGUGGUGGGUGUGGUCAGCGGGGUUAAAGGUCAAUGCUGGGAGAAUCCUCGCUGUCAAGACCUGAACUCUGAGAACAGCAUCCUGGAGUGCAUCCAGCUCUGUCGUUCUGACCUCACCGCCGAAUCUCCCAUCUUCCCUGGCGAGGUCCAUCUCCAACCCAACUCCCCCUCUGACUUUCCUCCCCCCUCCUUACCUCUGUCCCCUCCCUCUCCCCUGUCCCCCUUGGAGCAGCAGAACAUCGUGUCCCCCCAGGCCAAGCGUUCCUACUCCAUGGAACACUUCCGCUGGGGCAAGCCUGUGGGAAAGAAGCGCCGCCCGGUGAAGGUUUACACCAACGGUGUGGAGGAGGAGUCCUCCGAGGGCUUCCCCAGCGAGAUGAGACGAGAGCUGGGCACCAACGAGGCCAUGUACCCCUCCCUGGAGGCUGGGGCUGUGGAAGGGGGAGAGGGCCUGGGAGGCGAGGCGGAUGGCCUGGGUGGGGUGUUUAGUCUUCAGGAGAAGAAAGACGGCUCGUACAAGAUGAACCACUUCCGCUGGAGCGGACCGCCCGCCAGUAAGCGCUAUGGAGGGUUCAUGAAGAGCUGGGACGAACGCAGCCAGAAACCAUUGCUCACUCUGUUUAAAAAUGUAAUCAUCAAAGACGGACAGCAGAAGAGAGAGCAGUGAGGGGGGGAGAGAGGGGAAGGGAGGAUAGGUGAGCUGAAGAGGGGGGAGGGAGAGAGGGGAAGGGAGGAUAGGUGAGCUGAAGAGGAAUACCAUUAUCAGGCUGGAGGGAGAGAGGACAUGGGGGGUUGAGGGAGGGAGAGAGGACAUGGGGGGGUUGAGGGGAGAGAGAGAGGACAUGGGGGGGUUGAGGGAGAGAGAGAGGACAUGGGGGGGUUAAGGGAGAGAAAGAGGACAUGGAGGGUUGAGGGAGGGAGACAGGUCAUGGGGGGUUGAGGGAGAGAGAGAGAGGACAUGGGGGGGUCGAGGGAGAGAGAGAAAGUCCUGUUUCUCCCCAUCCAGCUCCGUAGGACGUACAUCCAGUAAGCUCUCACUUGAUUCGCAAUUCGGAGACAAACAAGCUUUGUGAUUGUCCUCUGACCCAGCAUGAUGUUAGCUGCCAAUGUAAUAAUGUCUCUAAUAAAUCUUAACUCUGUAUAGAA